This is a messenger RNA of Miscanthus lutarioriparius, 597 nucleotides long. NCBI's taxonomy places the organism in Eukaryota, Viridiplantae, Streptophyta, Magnoliopsida, Poales, Poaceae. The record is from the annotation of a GenBank genome assembly.
AUGAGGAGGACUGCGCCUCUGCGCCCGCCUGUAGCCGAGCCGAGCCGAGAGAGCACGGCAGCUGGUGGUGGUGCUGCUGCUACUGCUGCCGCUGGGAUGGGAGCCCCCCACAACCGCCCGCCCGGUCCACCACCGCGCCAGUCUGCCCGCCUCGCUGCCGUGCCAGCUCGGUUCGCGCGCUACAGUGUAAAGCUGACGCCACUCGGCUCCGCUGCUGAGCGCCCCACCCCCACGGCCCACGCAUUGCGCUGCGAACCCCACCCCCACAACCACCUUCAGAUCUCACGUCUCGCUCGCAUAUCUCACUCUACUGAUAACCAUCAUCCUCUUCGUCGGGCGAGAAGGGACGGCCUCCAUCCAUCCAUGGAGCUCUUUGCAGCAGCCGAGGAGAAGCCGUGCAGCAAGCUGUUCAGGAAGAGGAGCGGCGGUGGCGGCGCGAAGGCGGGCAUGGGCGCCAUGCGCGGCGACGGCAGCGGCAGCGGCAAGGGCCGAUCCUUCUCCGGGCGGUGCGCGCGGCUCGUCAAGGAGCAGCGCGCGCGGUUCUACAUCAUGCGCCGGUGCGUCACGAUGCUGGUGUGCUGGCGCGAGUACGCCUGA